UAUAUGUUUAACGAAGUUAAACGAAAAAUUCAGGAUUAACAUGCAUCUGCGUUAAAAGCAAUGUUAUUUAAAAGGCUUAAAAGGCGUUGUUCAAUUAUCAUUAUCAGAUAAGUCAAGAAAGGAACAAAAAAAACCUCUGGAAAAAAAAAAACAAUUCACUGAACAGAUUCAAAACAAACAUUCGUUAGCAACCUUGACAUUACAAGUUCAAGGUUACAGACUGAAAUAAAAGAAAAAAUCAAAAAGUGGUUCAGCGCCAGACUAAUCAAACAAAAGAUUGGAAAGUAGCCUAGCAACAGAUCAGUUGGUGAAUGACAGGCAACCAACAUAAAAAUUCUUUUAUUCCUUAAAAACGUGUCUCUAGUGGAAAUUACUUUGAGAGGCACGUGUUACCUUCGAGGAGCCUUGAGUAAUUGAGUGAUUAUUACACUCAUCUUUCGAUCAUUUGAGAGCCCUGACAUUCCCUCCAUUUAAUUUCUGUGUAUUUUUCGAUUGUAAUUACAGUUCUGGCGAAUUUAUGGUGUUUUAUUGAAAGCAAGUUUGUACGUGAAGGAGUUUACAUACCCUGUCGGCCACAUCAAACUUCUUUAUAUCAAACGUGAUAUAAUCCGCUUGGUUAAAUGUUAUAGCAGAUCAUUUGCUAAUUGUUCUUUUUUUUAGCUAACUCGUCACAUUAAUGCUUGUCAAAGGAUUUAAUUAAAAUAUUUCAACCUGACUGGAAAAGAAAGAAAAAAACAACACGCCCUGAUCACGUUCACUACAAUAGAGUGUAUAAAGGUUCAGUUGCCAGAAGAAACGUCUCUCUUGUCCUCUGUGGGGUCCUUUGUCUUCACUAGUUUUUGUUUUGACUGUGGAAGCUAGUUAAAAAAUCCGAAAUGCUGAGACGUGAACAGUUUUAAAAUGCAUGAUCCACUCUUGAGGAGUCAAGUGACCAUACUUGUAGUAAAUGUUUCACGGUGUCUCACAGUGCUUUGGUCAUGAUAGCCGGUCUUCAGAAUUUUUCGCAAAAGCGUGAGUGGCAGGCUUAAAAUAGGGUGGUAGUAAUAGAUAGGGACAGGGCAGGAAUCGGGGAAUUGGAGGCUAGAGAAGGAAGUACAGUGCCUUUUUGCCUCUGUCCCUUCAACGUGUUUUGUGUUCAAAUUCCCCUAAUUCUGCUUUUCUAAGUAGACUGUUGCAUUUAUCUAUUAAAUAUUAGCACAUACUUUGGUUACACGUCGAUUAUUUGCAUUCCGCAUGUGAAUGUCAUGUAAUUUUAUUUAAAAUAACAAAAAGCCAGCCCACUUGAGUGUGUCCUUUGUGGUGGUAGACGUGAUGACUGGCACGAAAAGCCGGCUUUCCAUUCCGCGUCGAUUAACCGUGUUAUUUUCCCUUUAGUCGUGUAUUUUUCUAUUAUGGAUAUGCCUUGCGUUUAGCUAUUUCCUUGUCAUACAAAGAUCUACAAAACUGGUAUCACAGAAGCCACGAAGUAACUUGACCUUCAGGUUUCUCCUAAAAAAGACUAAGUCACGCUCUCUCGAAAAACGCAAAUAGAUCAGUGAUUUAAGAAUUUUUGCUGAUCGUGUUAUGUUACAUUUUGGCUCUAAAGAAGGUGGUAUCAUUCUCUUAUCUUUUUCUACUUUUAUUUGUUUUACAAGCAAAGAAAUCAGUGCGGCUAUAAUCAGUUAUAAUCCUGUCUUUUCCGUGCACCGUUCGAGUAACCUCUCUGUUAAUGUUCUGUUAAAUGCUUUGAGCAAAGCCGUCGUAAAAAUUUUAAUCUCCUGCGCCUGCAUGUUGCUCAGCGGUUCUCUCCUUCCUCAGCUUCCGCGGAGCAGAGAGAUCUUGAGAGGCACUAUGCAGCAGUAUUGCGUGGUGAUUUACUUCAGUCUGAUGUUUCACACAUUUUAGCCAAGUCUGGCCAUCAUUCAUGUAUUUAUUAGAAUACCAGCACUUUGCAAGAAGGAGUAAUACUGAAUCUGGCCUCCAUUUCCUCAUCAUCCCACCGCCGUAAAAUCGUUUCACGUCGCCUAAUGCGAAAUUGCACUUUAAGUCGACUUAAAAUAUUUACUGCACUACAGACCGGACUUUGUUCUGAUAAUGUAAAUGUCAAGCUUAUCUUUUUCUCCUGAUAAGGAAUGCGGAAGGAAUCGAAUCUCGAGGAAGCUGUAAUAUAUAUCUCCACGAACUAAAAGAUAUAUUUUUUUUGCUCUGGCACAAGUUUUACUUAUCAAUGAUGUUUUGAAAAAUCCCUGUGCAAUUUGUGUUCUCUGUAUCUUACAAACUGAAGCAGCAUGCUUGGCGUGCUUGAAGCACUGAUACAACAUAACGUGUCAUUCAUUCUGUAAAAAGCUUUUAAAACAGAUCGAUUGCAGUCUAAUACUAUUAAUGUCGAAUAUGUCUUUCUUCCUUGUUGAGCAACACGGAAGGAAUCAAAUUUCAAACUUCUGCCAUGAGAGCCCCAUGACAACAAAUGUUGUGGUAAACUUCUCCAUGAACUGAAGCAUUUUACUUAUUCAUUGCGGCUGACAUUCACCCACAAGUUAUACUGAUGAAAGGGUAACUAUUCUUGCCCUAACUGACAGAGACUUAACUUCUUAGUCGCCGAUCACAGUCGACGGGUAAAUAUAGUGCUAGUCUCGCCGCUUGUUCCUACUCUCUUCAAAGAUUUGAUUUCCUCUUAAACAGAUCACAAGCACCUCAGCGGUAUUGGUUUAACUUUGUAGAACAGGAGUUUUGGACCAGUCAGAAAGAACACAUAUUUAGGAAUGCUGGGUGACGUACCUUGUCGCUCACAGAACAAUAUGAAGGAAAUACUAAUGAUGAAGAAGACACACAAUAGCCUGCUUCCACUACGUGGAAAAAUAUCGCCUCCCACGAUUUUGAAUUGCCUAAACCAUUCUACGGAGCAGAAAAAUUACAAAAGCCAUGAGACCACAAAACCUGUGGGUGGAAGAGAGCGUUUAUUUUCCGCGUCCACGAUGAGCGCUUCUAGCUCUAAACAUGGUUCAACCUUCUCUGAAAGAGACUUCACUCCACCGUUUACUCCACCGGCAAACGGUGAUCGCGCGUUCCUAUUUAGAAGGCCUUCCGAACAUUUUCUUGAAGUCCUAGAAGAACAUAAACAAAGACCAACUGUACCUAAAGUACGAUCUUCCUCUUGUUUGCCUCCAUUGGGGAAAACGACUCAAGGAGAAGAUUCGCAGAAAAAGAAUUUAGGAGGAACUAAAAUUGCCUUCAGUGGUUACCUAAACGGAGAGGAUGUCGUCUCUCGCCAAGUUGAAUCUAAUGGUGGGCGACUGCUGGCUUCUGAGCAAAGGAGCGAUCCGACGGCAACAAACCUCGCUAACAAGAAGAUUCUGCGAAAAAGUCACUCUCUACCUUUAAUCAAGCCAUACACUGCUUUUACCGCAGGAAUAGACUGUGUUAACGUUUCCGUCUCUGGAAGUCACACACCAACCGAUAUCUUGAACGAUGAACAAAAACUUAACACCUGUGACCGUAUGGACAAUGCGCCUAUCGAGGAAUAUUUAGAAGAACUGUGCGAUGAAGGCGACCCACUUGAAGACGAUGAGGAGGAAACGUUAGAGAAGUUUAGUAUGAUAUGUCACUGGCUAAAAGAAUGCGAAAAAGCCAAGGUCGUGUAGCAGCAGGAUUUCAGUAAGCCAUUUAGGAAAUGCAUCUGUAAACAUCGACUUUUAUGGACCUUGCCCCGGACUUUGCAUGCGCGGGUAUAUGUAUUGAAAGAUAUCAGCGCUUGAUUUGUCUUUUCAUAUAAUUUUACCAUACCUAAGGAGCCGGCGUCCCUGGGAUAAAUGGGCGCUAUCAUGAGUCAUGAUAGCAACAUGAGGGUCCCCAUGCAAACGGAAAUUCCUUGUGGGCAUUACUAAAAGGAAUAAUUUCAUGUAAAAUGUUAAUUUUAUGUUUCCUUUAGCUUAAAGAGUAGUAUCGCUUACGCGGUUUUGUUUGCAAAAUUUUCAGAGUGAUUGGUGAUAUAUAAUUGGUGUGUUAUGUAAAAAUGUUAAGCUUUCUGCGUUACAUUUUUGGGUCUCUGUAAGAAAUAACUGAAGUAGGUGGCUAACGUAAGCAAAAGCUUUUACAUAUUUUGAAAACAGUUUGACCGGAGUACUGCUGGUUCUCCUUUCCUACCCGGUUAAACGGGAGAGCUCCUUCAGGAUUAAACGCCAGCUUAAGUUAAUCGUCUUAUAUGGCAUCAUAUGAAAUUUAAACACACCAUCAAGGAAAAACUAACAUCGAGCCGGAUAAUUUAAUCAAAGUUUUUCUAUAUUAAUUCAUUGGGAAGUCUUUCAAAGUGUGUUUUAAGUUUGACCCGGGGUGUCUUUAACAUACCACUAAAUCCGGUACUAGUCACGAAAUCCCGGCCGGUACGGGGUUUAAAUUCAAGAAAAGUUCAUUGGAAGAUUUUUUGUGAGAUGUAUAUUGCUAGUUAAUGUAGUGUUAAAUUGAUAUAAUUUUGCUACAAAUUUUAAAAUCGUUUUAUUUCUCUAUCACAAUAGCUUUUGCUUUUUUUUAUUGUAGUACUAUCCUAAUUUAUAUUCCGUGUUAUUAUACUAUAAUUAGACAAGGAAAAUAAGGCGACCUGCAGGCUAGUGUGAAGGCGGCCGACCAAGAUUGUUAUUUACGUCCUGUCCACUAGUAUAGUGGCUGUAUUUGUCUAAGACAUAGCUGGAUUUCUGCUUAUUUUACGAUACUGGGUGGUCUUUUUGGUAUAUCUACAUUUUACAGUAGAGACGAUAAGACUUUUUAUCGCGACCGAGGGUGUGUCAAGGUCAUUUAUCUUCUGUGGACUUUGUACAUAAAUGAGUGGUGUGUGAAGAUAAUUUAUUCAUCUAUUGUUCAGUACGCGAGAACGGGUUAAUGAAAUAAAACUCGAUUUCAUUCAAAGCCUUUA
Molecule: messenger RNA, 4885 nt
Organism: Orbicella faveolata
Lineage: Eukaryota; Metazoa; Cnidaria; Anthozoa; Scleractinia; Merulinidae
Source: RefSeq, a predicted model, not a curated record